AUGGAUCUGAUACAAUUAGUGAGCGAGCUGUGCUCAAAUCCCAAGCAUACGAGAUGGAUCGCACCCCUCCUCAACAUCGGGGACGGCCUGCUCUGCGCUCUUAUCAUAUGGAAAGUGCCUUAUACUGAAAUCGACUGGACGACAUAUAUGCAGCAGAUACAACUAUUUCUCUCAGGAGAGCGCGACUACACUUUGAUUAAGGGUUCCACGGGGCCGCUUGUCUACCCUGCCGCCCAUGUCUACAGCUACGCAUUACUCCACAACUUAACCGAUGAAGGACGGGAUAUUGCCUUCGGCCAGAUUAUAUUCGCUUUCCUAUAUUUGAUCACGCUUACGGUAGUUAUGGCUUGUUAUCGGCGAGUUGGCGCCCCGCCGUACUUGUUCCCUUUGCUCGUUUUGUCCAAACGACUGCAUAGUGUGUAUAUGCUGCGACUCUUCAACGAUGGACUUGCGGCGCUGGCCAUGUGGGGCGCUAUUUGGUUCUUUAUAAAUCGAAGAUGGACUCCUGCGGUUAUGCUUUGGUCCCUUGGGCUGGGUGUUAAGAUGACCUUGAUUCUCCUGGUCCCGGCAGUUAUUGUGAUACUUGCGUUGAGCUUGAGUAUGAGGUCGUGCAUCGGACUGGCUAUUCUAGCCUUGGGUAUUCAGGUCAUGCUUGCAACACCAUUCCUACAGGCGAAUCCCAGCGGCUACUUUGAACGCGCUUUCGAGUUUGGAAGACAAUUUAUGUUUAAGUGGACGGUGAACUGGAGAUUUGUACCAGAGGAAAUAUUUCUCUCCAGAGAGUUCUGGUUGGGCCUGGUAGCUUUACAUUUGCUCAUACUGGUUAUUUUUGGGGUCACGAGCUUCUUGAAGCCGUCCGGUACCAACUUGCCCAACUUCGUGAACAACUUCUUGACGGGGCGACAUCACGGCGUAGUCCUCCAUCCAUCCUUCAUUAUGACCGUGUUGUUGACGACCCUUGCCAUCGGGUUGUUGUGUGCAAGGUCUAUACACUACCAAUUUUUCGCCUAUCUCUCUUGGGCGAGUCCUUUCCUCCUAUGGCGGGCUCAAUAUCAUCCAGCUCUCAUUUAUGCACUUUGGCUAUUCCAAGAAUUGGCUUGGAAUGUGUAUCCGAGCACCAACCUCAGCUCCGCCGUUGUUGUACUCUUGCUUUGCGCCCAGGUGUUUGGCAUCCUGAAAAACAGGAACACCGCAUUUCCCACUUCACUCCCAAGGGCCAAGGCAAAAGAACACAUCCAGUGA
Molecule: messenger RNA, 1242 nt
Organism: Aspergillus versicolor CBS 583.65
Lineage: Eukaryota; Fungi; Ascomycota; Eurotiomycetes; Eurotiales; Aspergillaceae
Gene: alg3
Product: dolichyl-P-Man:Man(5)GlcNAc(2)-PP-dolichol alpha-1,3-mannosyltransferase
Exons: 3
Coding region: 1-1242 (413 amino acids)
Cellular component (GO): endoplasmic reticulum
Molecular function (GO): dol-P-Man:Man(5)GlcNAc(2)-PP-Dol alpha-1,3-mannosyltransferase activity
Source: RefSeq, a predicted model, not a curated record